GGUGAUGGAGGAGGAAAUGAAGCCUCGGAACACUUCGAGUGGCUGCUGCUGCGCUCUGUCUUCGUUUUUCUUCGCAUUCUCCCCGCGGGGCUCCUCCUGUGCGGGGAGGGCGAAUAGUUCGGCCCUGCCAACAUGGCCGCCACCAUGAAGAAAGCGGCUGCAGAAGACGUCAACGUUACUUUUGAAGAUCAGCAGAAAAUUAACAAGUUUGCAAGAAAUACCAGCAGGAUCACGGAGCUGAAAGAAGAAAUAGAAGUUAAGAAGAAACAACUUCAGAAUUUGGAAGAUGCCUGUGAUGACAUCAUGUUGCUUGAUGAUGAUUCACUUUCAAUACCCUACCAAAUUGGAGACGUCUUCAUUAGCCAUUCCCAAGAAGAGACGCAAGAGAUGCUGGAGGAAGCAAAGAAAAGUUUGCAAGAAGAAAUUGAAACAUUAGAAUCCCGAGUGGAAUCAAUUCAGAGAGUGUUAUCUGACCUGAAAGUUCAGCUCUAUGCAAAGUUUGGAAAUAACAUAAAUCUUGAGGCUGAGGACAGUUAAAAGUUCUCUCGAGAUACCACACGCUUUUUCCUUGUUUUAUUAAUUGUUUUGAUAGUUAUUCUCUUCCAAUAAUGUUUUAAAAAAUUCGACCUAUAUUUUUUUUCUUUUUUUUACUUUCCUGUCUUGGGUUCCAUCUAUUUAAUGAGAGCUUUCAUAUUUUGGUUAUUGCAGUUAUUUAUUUGUUCAGGAAAGCAUUUGCUUCACACUGUUGGUGAAGCACCAAGGUUGGAAUAUUUGAAUUGUUUGUUAAAGUAAUAAAGUCAGGCAUAUAUUGUA
Numida meleagris (helmeted guineafowl) is the source of this 813-nucleotide messenger RNA. RefSeq names its product prefoldin subunit 4 (gene PFDN4). The record is from RefSeq and is a predicted model, not a curated record. NCBI's taxonomy places the organism in Eukaryota, Metazoa, Chordata, Aves, Galliformes, Numididae. Gene Ontology annotation, biological process: protein folding. The coding region runs from base 133 to 537 and encodes 134 amino acids. The transcript has 4 exons. Gene Ontology annotation, cellular component: cytoplasm; prefoldin complex.